UCGCGCAAUAUGGCGGCUGUGUUGACAAUUCAUCAGUAUUACGGUCAAAACAAUGGUAGAACGACGUUUUCGGGUCGUUAUUUCCACCGGAUAGAAUAAAAAAAAUUCCAAAAUGUCUUGUUGCGUGUGUGGAAUUGAGAGAUCACCUUUGACACGAGAUGUUUGUUUCCACAGUUUGCCAAAAAAUCCAGAAACCCGAAGAAAAUGGCUAGAUCUCUUACAAAAAGGGGAUGCCAAACGGCUCGUCGUAUGUGGUAACCAUUUUACACCCGAAGAUUAUAGGGAGUCUUCCAUGAAGCCUCUUUUGAAACCAGAUGCUGUACCACGACGAGAGCUGGUGGAAAUAUUCCGUAAUACAAAACCACAGAACAAAAGCCAAUCAGAAUUACAACAAAGUGAGACAGUAACAGAUGAUCAUACCUACUAUUGUAUGAAACUAAGAUGUGCAGAUGCAUUAAUCGCUAAAGAGUCCCCACAUGAAGAAGGUGAUCGUGUGAUUCCCCAGGACCCAGAAGGUCUUGUUAAUGAUCUCGAUACCUCAGAAAGGACAUCAUCUGAGCAACCUGAGAACUCUGACGUAAAUGAAAAAAUAAAUUCAUCAAGCUCUCAAGUUCUUAGAGAUGCUUCAAAUGUGAAGUCUCCUAAGAUCGAACCCACAGGACAUUUGAAAAGAAAACUUAAGCCGGGGUAUGUCUGCCAACCUCCUGCCAGGAAACGUUUGUAUGUUGGUGAAUUCGGAGUCUUUCGACCGGAAGAUUUCAAGAAAGAAGCGACAUGGCAUCGAUUCGUCAAUUUAUAUUUGGAUUUAAAAAGAGAAACUAUUCUAUUGAAGCGUAAAAAUGAGCGGUUGAAUGAUAGAAUGACGAUGUAUAAAAAAAUGGUUGCGCAUUUGCAAAAGACACAGAGAGAGGGACAAUGAAACUAUGAACAUUCUUCUCCGUUCUUAAAAUCUCUUGUAUUUUUUAUGUGACUGCAUGUGAGAUUAAAGUUUUGUAUUUAUGAGUUCAAAA
This is a messenger RNA of Diachasmimorpha longicaudata, 1010 nucleotides long. RefSeq lists its product as uncharacterized. The coding region runs from base 113 to 919 and encodes 268 amino acids. The transcript has 5 exons. The record is from RefSeq and is a predicted model, not a curated record. NCBI's taxonomy places the organism in Eukaryota, Metazoa, Arthropoda, Insecta, Hymenoptera, Braconidae.